GUCAAACUACUUGUUAGCGAAAUAAAUAAAUCAAAUAUAGUAUUUACCGGACUCAUAAAUGGAGAAGGUGAUAACUUGGUGCACUUCCUUUGCCAUAGCGGUGACAUCAACGAAUUGAUUUUGUUGCAUGAUUUCAUCAAUGACGAAAAUAGGUACACUUUGGUGGAAUACAAUAGGAAACAACAACAGUGUGUACACAUUGUCGCAUCCCAGCAAUAAGACGCCGUUGAAAAGAUGAAACUCCUGACACUCUGGGGCGCAAACGUCAAUGGAAAGGAGUUGAAAGGAGGGGAUACACCUUUGCAUCUCGCAGUGAGGGCUCAGAACUACACCUUGGUAGAAUGGCUGUGUCAGCAGCCCAACGUCAACAAAGAAGCUAUGAACAACGACUUAAUGACGCCGUACCAUAUUGCCUUCUUUGCCAGGGAUGAUAAGAUGAUGGACGUCUUGAAGCAGAACGGUGUACAAUGCAGGGUUCCCCUGCAGUCGGAGACCAAUUCUUAUGAUGAGGACUACGAACCAGAGUGCAAGUUUCAAAGGUUUUAA
Cotesia congregata is the source of this 546-nucleotide messenger RNA. Lineage: Eukaryota; Metazoa; Arthropoda; Insecta; Hymenoptera; Braconidae. The record is from the annotation of a GenBank genome assembly.